Molecule: messenger RNA, 1002 nt
Organism: Vitis riparia (riverbank grape)
Lineage: Eukaryota; Viridiplantae; Streptophyta; Magnoliopsida; Vitales; Vitaceae
Product: E3 ubiquitin-protein ligase At1g63170-like
Exons: 3
Coding region: 1-1002 (333 amino acids)
Molecular function (GO): zinc ion binding
Source: RefSeq, a predicted model, not a curated record
AUGGCAACCCAGAAUUAUGGUGAGCAGAGAAUUGGUAUUGAAGACAUACCACCAAUUCCUACUAAUCAAACUUCUUCGAGCUCAUCAAGUGGUGACCCAUCUGAUCCUGGGUUAACAUUUAUUCAUAUUCUGUUCGUUCUAAGCGUGAUCCAGGUUGUAGCAUCCCUCGUGGGUUUGUGGGUGUCCAUAGUUUAUGAGCAUCCAGACUACGAACUGAUUUCAUGGGUUGUGGGCUAUGCUUCUGGCUGUGCUGUAAUUGUAAUAUUUCCUCUUCUUUACUUCCGAUGUCGCAUCACAAGCACCUUGAAUCUGCGUCAGCGUAAAGUGAUGACAGGCUUCUGGAUAACCAUGAGCUUCUUCUUUCUAGUGUGGUACGGUUUGGGUAUUGCAUUCUUUGCUGGGGGUUCUUCUUCUAACCAUGGUGCACCCAGAUUGGAAACGUAUAAAUUUCUUCUGCAUUAUUCCAUUUCUAUUGGAGUAGUUGUAAUGUUUGGAGUCACUCAGCUAUUAGUUGGCCCUCCUUGCAGGUUACUCGUUGUGUUGCUUUUUGUUGGCUGUCUACUGAGUGCAUUGCCAGCCAUUGCAUUAACUGUAGCAUUCUGUGUGUGUUUGCCUUGUUUGAUUUGGGUAAUACUGGACUCUGCGAAGGAAAAAUCUAGAGGAGCCAGUACCCCAGAUUCCCUUGGGGCACUGCCUACCUGCAAGUUUAAAUCAAAGGAAAGUGGAGGAAGAUCAGGUGACGAGGGUGGAAUAGUCUUGGCCGCAGGAACAGAAAAGGAGCGCACCUUAUCUGGAGAAGAAGUGGUUUGUUGCAUUUGCUUGAGAAAAUUUGCAGACAAUGAUGAGGUGCGGGAGGUACCAUGCUGCAGCCAUUUCUUCCAUGUGGGGUGUCUGGAUAAAUGGCUGAAGAUCAAAGCACGCUGUCCUCUCUGUCAAUCUCAGCUUGGCGUGGCUGCUGAGGGUGUAACAGAUGCCACCCACUCCAGUGACAAUCCAAGUUAG